AGUUUCCAUUAUACUUGCCCUCGCUGUGCCGAAAUCCUUUCUUUCCAGCAUGUUUUAUGCACAGUUCGUUUUAUCAAAAAAAGGCCCUCUUGCAAAAAUCUGGUUGGCAGCACAUUGGGAGAAGAAGUUGUCAAAGGCUCAAAUAUACGAAACAAAUGUGCAAGACGCAGUCGAUGAGAUCCUGAAACCCAAGGUGAAAAUGGCUCUGCGUACAACCGGUCACCUUCUCCUUGGUGUAGUACGGAUUUAUUCGCGAAAGACGAAGUACCUGUUAGCAGACUGUAAUGAAGCGUUCUUAAAAAUCAAAAUGGCCUUCCGACCCGGACAAAUUGAAACAAUCGAUGAUGGAAAGGAAGCACCAAUGGCCGCGAUCUCACUUCCAGAGGUGUACACAGACUUCGACUCCUCACUACCUGAUUUUAACGACAUCGAUUUCACUAAUCAUCUGCAGAUCAAUCAGAGUCGUAUCGACGAUAUCACGUUGAAAGAAGACCAUAUAUCUGAUCAGCAUAUGUUCGGUGCUGAAUUCGGGAGUGAUGAAUUUGGUGAUGCUGGGUUCGGUCCGAUCACGUUCGGAGCAGAAGACGAUUUCAGCGACUUUCCUCCGCUUGCACCCAUGGAUGAGGCUAGUGGACUUGAGAUGCAGCGAGAUGCCAGUAGCUUUGCUGCCGGUUUGGGCCGAGACAUUCGCGAGGCCACGCCAAGCUUGGAGGGUGCAAAAGCACCUGGUGUGAAUAUCUUCAUGGGUGACGAUUUCGGUGGCAUGGAUGAGGGUGGAGGUGAUGAUGAUAUGGAUGCUUUUCAUGAUGCUGGACAUGGCGAAGGAGUUAGCAUGGACGUUCAGGACGAGCUACAGCUAGGCGCAGCCGCAAACAAUCUCGGUGGGGUUGCGGAACAAGAAAGUUUUGCAUUAGAACCUCUGGAAGCCAGUGCUCUUGAUCGCCAGCAGGAGCGCAGACGUAGGAAGCGGCGCUUGAUUAUUGAUGAGCAAAAAAACAUCGGGGGUGACGAAAUGAAGGCGAAUAUGGCAGACUACUCGGACACGCUGCAGUCACUAGAUCUUGCUCCACCAACUCGUCGUCUUAUGCGAAUGAAAGAGUCUGGCAUUGUCGAGAAGCUUUUCCAUCUCCCAGGAUGCAUUUUCAUGAAAGCCAAGCCUUUAGUUCGAUUGUAUCAGUCCCAUCUUGUGAUGCGAGCUCGCGUAGAAGAAGUCUUGAAGGCUGAUGAGAUCAGAAGGGAGAUGGAUAUGUCAGAAACCAUCGAGGAUGAAAUCCCCUAUGCAGCCGAGUCCGUCUAUGGUGAUGACUAUGAAGACAUCGGUCCAGCUCCAUUCGAACCGAUUGGCGCCGAAUCGCCUACACCAGUGGUCACGGAACUGCAAGCACCAGUCGAAGAAACACAGAUCAGAUACAUGGAUGAAUUCUCCCCCCUCAGCGAGAAGAAGAAGCGCAAGUUGGAGGGUAGCCGAGUAGUUGAGGAAGAAGAGCCCGUUGAAGGAGAUGAAGAUCAUCGCUGGUCCAAACGCACGCAGAAUGUACUGAACACAAUCACAGCAAAACUGCGUUCAGCGGAUGAUACCCAGAUUGCUCUCAACGACCUUCUGACGAAGGGUGCAACUCGAAAGACGGCAGCGCAGAAGUUUUAUACACUUCUGGUGUUGAAAAAGUCUCAAGCCAUAAACGUGACCCAAAGCGAACCAUACGGAGACAUCUACAUCUCAGCUGGGCCUAACAUCUCUCAGACUAUGGUCAAAUAAUGCGGUUAUGUACAUAUCUUGAAUGCUAAUUUUAACCUACUAAUGAAAUCCAUUUCCAGUUAGUUGCACAGCAGCGUUUUAUCUCUUCUUAUGAACUAACUGAUAUAAGUAUUGUAACUUGAAGUAUUGUCUACAUAACAUAUGUUCAUUUCAAUUAUCUAAUCUUGAUCUCGUUAAGGAGCUCUCCAAUCGUAAUGUUGAUUUCAUUGCCUUGCGUCAUUUACUCAUUUUUUUGAAAUAAACUUUCAC
Messenger RNA from Cylicocyclus nassatus, 2005 nucleotides. The record is from the annotation of a GenBank genome assembly. Lineage: Eukaryota; Metazoa; Nematoda; Chromadorea; Rhabditida; Strongylidae.